Molecule: messenger RNA, 1352 nt
Organism: Colossoma macropomum (tambaqui)
Lineage: Eukaryota; Metazoa; Chordata; Actinopteri; Characiformes; Serrasalmidae
Gene: trdmt1
Product: tRNA aspartic acid methyltransferase 1
Exons: 10
Coding region: 54-1208 (384 amino acids)
Molecular function (GO): methyltransferase activity
Source: RefSeq, a predicted model, not a curated record
UGUUUCCAGGGGACCCGUACCGCUAGCAUGCUUUAGCCAACUGUGCGGUAAACAUGGGGAAACUGCGGGUUUUAGAGCUCUACAGCGGCAUUGGAGGAAUGCAUUAUGCACUCACAGAGAGCUCAGUGCAUGCUGAAGUGGUAGCUGCAGUGGAUGUGAACACGACAGCCAAUGAAAUCUAUAAACACAACUUCCCACAUACUCUACUGCUACCUAAGACCAUCGAAGGAAUGACAUUAAAUGAUUUCAAUAAACUGGAUUUUGAUAUGAUUUUGAUGAGCCCUCCUUGUCAGCCAUUUACUAGGAUUGGGUUACAGGGUGAUGUUUCUGACCCCAGAACAAAAAGCUUUCUCUAUAUAUUGGACCUACUGCCAAGACUGAGCAAGCUGCCACGCUUCAUUCUGCUGGAGAAUGUGAAAGGAUUCGAAACAUCUUCUGCAAGAGAUUCUUUGAUAAAAACUUUGAAGGAAUGUGAAUACAGUUUUCAGGAAUUCAUGAUUUCACCCACUUGUCUAGGAAUACCAAAUUCAAGGCUGCGUUAUUUCCUUGUUGCCAAGGCACCUCCAGGUUCUUUAUCUUUUCAGACAACUUCAGAGAUUCUACAGGGCUUUCCAAAGGCAGCUUCUAGUGAUGGCACAGACAGUCCCAUAAUCCCAGAUAGCCACUGUAGUGCCCUCAGUAGUAAAACCAGGGAUAACAAGGAUGUCAUCUAUAAGCUUGAGACAGCUCAGGACCUGGAGAGGAAGAAAAGUCAAAACAGUAAGGAGUCAGUGAGGAAACUGCAGGACUUCCUGGAAGAGGAGGGACAGAGAAUUGACAUGGACCAUUAUCUGCUGUCCUCAAAAACCCUGCUCAGAUAUGCCCUGCUCAUGGACAUAGUCAACCCAAACUGCAGGAGAUCAGUCUGCUUUACUAAAGGAUAUGGGCACUAUGUGGAGGGAACUGGUUCAGUUCUGCAGUCUUGUACAGAUGUAGAACUGGAGAGUGUCUUUAAGUCACUAGAGGUGCUAUCUGAAGAAGAGAAGCUAAAGCAGCUAUCCCAACUGAAGCUCAGAUACUUCACACCCAGAGAGAUAGCUAACCUUAUGGGCUUCCCCUCACACUUCACUUUUCCACUGAAUAUCUCGAUUAAGCAGCAGUACCGGGUUCUGGGAAACAGUCUAAAUGUUCAUGUAGUUGCCAAGCUCAUCAGUCUUAUGGUGUCGUGACCAACAGAUAUGCUUUGUUGCAGUUCAUAGGGUGAGAGAUGAAAGGCCGUUGCAGGUUGCACUUGAGUUGUCUGGAGUAGAAAAUCAACUUUUGUUUUAUGUGAAUCAAACUUGUAAACCUUUAAAUAAAGUGGUGUUUUUUUA